Molecule: messenger RNA, 5436 nt
Organism: Eleginops maclovinus (Patagonian blennie)
Lineage: Eukaryota; Metazoa; Chordata; Actinopteri; Perciformes; Eleginopidae
Product: 5-aminolevulinate synthase, non-specific, mitochondrial-like
Exons: 11
Coding region: 142-1980 (612 amino acids)
Biological process (GO): hemoglobin biosynthetic process; erythrocyte development; heme biosynthetic process
Cellular component (GO): mitochondrion; mitochondrial matrix
Molecular function (GO): 5-aminolevulinate synthase activity; pyridoxal phosphate binding
Source: RefSeq, a predicted model, not a curated record
UACUACCGCUACGUCACCACGGUGACCGAAAUGUCAUUUCUCCAGCUGUAGUUUCCUCCCAAAAAGAAUCGUGUGGAGAACUGCCGAGGAUCAUAAGACAGCGCUGUAUCUAAAUUAAAAACCAGUUCAAAAGUAUCUCACAUGGAGGCAGCGAUCCGCCGAUGCCCUUUCCUCACUGUACUUCCCGGUGUUCUGCAUCUGGCUGGGAAGGUGUCGCUGGGUAGAUAUGCCCAAAGAUGCCCCGUGAUGACGGACCUGGCCUCCAGACCUUUGGCUAGAGCGCUGUCCUCUUCAGCUUCUGUGUCCAAAGGCACAAACAUAAAUGAUGAUCAAAAGCAUGUAGUCAAGUUGCCCCCAGGUCACGUUACGCCACCUGCUGGUCAAGCUGCAGGCUCCAAAUGCCCUUUCCUGGCUUCAGAAAUGGUGCAGAACAACAACAGGGUAGUGAGAGAGGCCCGCAUGGAGCUGCAAGAGGAUGUCUACGAAAUGGACUCUGUGCGCACAGGGAAAAAAGAUCUGGAUUUAUCAAUUGUGGAUCUAAUCCAGGCAGACAUAAACAACACAACGACACCAAAAACGUUUUUUAAACCUAUAUCUUCCAAAGUGUCUCACCUGCUCAAGGACAAUCUGCCUGAGGCCAUCACCUUCCAGUAUGACAAGUAUUUUGAAAAGGAGAUUGAAAGCAAGAAGAAGGAUCACACAUACAGGGUUUUUAAGACAGUGAACAGGCGGGCCUCCUCGUUCCCCAUGGCAGAUGACUACUCAGAGUCUGUUUAUCCACGCAGAGACGUGUCUGUGUGGUGCAGCAACGAUUACCUUGGCAUGAGUCGCCACCCCAAAGUCACCCAGAAAAUUAUGGAGACUGUAAGAAAGCACGGUGCUGGUGCUGGAGGCACACGAAAUAUUUCAGGGACCAGCAAAUUUCACGUGGAACUGGAACAUGAGCUAGCUGACCUACACAAUAAGGAUGCUGCACUGCUGUUCACUUCCUGCUUUGUAGCCAAUGACUCCACGUUGUAUACCCUGGCAAAAAUGCUUCCAGGUUGUGAAAUUUACUCUGACGCUGGCAACCAUGCCUCAAUGAUCCAGGGUAUAAGAAACAGCAGAGUCAAGAAGUUUAUUUUCCGUCAUAAUGACAUCAGCCACCUGCAAGAGCUGCUCGAGAAGUCGGACCCCUCCACUCCAAAAAUUGUUGCCUUUGAAACGGUGCAUUCAAUGGACGGAGCUGUGUGCCCACUUGAGGAAAUUUGUGAUAUUGCCCACAAGUUUGGUGCCAUAACUUUUGUGGAUGAAGUCCAUGCUGUGGGCCUGUAUGGACCCAGAGGAGGAGGGAUCGGGGACAGAGACAGAGUCAUGCACAAGAUGGACAUCAUCUCUGGUACCCUUGGAAAGGCAUUUGGCUGCGUGGGUGGUUACAUCGCCAGCACCAGCGCCCUGGUGGACACAGUGCGCUCCUAUGCUGCAGGCUUCAUCUUCACAACCUCCCUGCCCCCCAUGGUGCUGGCCGGGGCAAAGGAGUCUAUCAAGGUCCUGAAAAGGGAGGAAGGCCAGGUGCUCAGGAGGAAACAUCAGAGGAGCGUCAAGCUGCUACGACAGAUGCUGAUGGACUCGGGCCUCCCUGUGGUCCACUGCCCGAGCCACAUUAUUCCUGUUCGGGUGGCAAAUGCAGAGAAGAACACUGAGAUCUGUGACAUCAUGAUGUCACGUUACAACAUCUACGUCCAGGCAAUCAACUACCCCACUGUGGCCAAAGGAGAGGAGCUGCUGCGCAUAGCACCAACACCACACCACACUCCCCAGAUGAUGUUCUACUUUGUUGACCGGCUGGUGAAGACAUGGAAGGAGGUGGGUAUGGAGCUGAGGCCGCACUCCUCAGCAGAGUGUGACUUCUGCCAGCAGCCUCUUCACUUAGAGCUGAUGAGUGAGAGGGAGAAGUCCUACUUCACAGGCCUCAGUCACAUGAUAUCAGCGGUAGCCUGAAAUCGCAUGAAAACACUUAUUCUCAACAAGCAUUAUUCUUGAAUUCAAGCUAUUUAUUGUAUUUAUAUAAAAUAUAUAUUACUACAUAAAAAUGUUCUGUGUCACCUUAAUAAUAAAUAUGUGGGUUAAGUGUACUUAUGUGUGCUAACUCUUAGAUGAAUUGUUUAUGACUUCAUACAUUUCUAAAAAACAUACUUUUAAAUAUGUUUUCAUGCAGAUUUUACUUCAUGUUGUCACGGGUUCAGCUAAAAUUCGACCCAAACGCAGUAGGACACAGGAGGCAGGUAAAAAAUGAAAACAAAAAGCUGAUUAAAAAAGAACAGGGACCAGACUAAAGCUAAACAAGUACAGACCGGAGGACAGGGACAAGAGCAGGAACACAGGCAGGAACUCUGGGAAACUGGCUGGAAUAUAGACAACAAACAGACAGAGAACAUGGGUAAGACAGGCAUACAGUAUCAAGACUAAUCACAGAUACAGCUGGAGGGCAGGGGAAGAACAGGGGAAGCAGGAACAAUCACACAGGUGGGAAAACAAAAAAACAGGAAGUAAAAGGAGACACAAGGAGAAAGUACAUUUAAAAAUAAAACAAGAAAACCUAACACCAGGAUCAUGACCAAUGAAAGUUAAUCAUCCUAAUAACAAACAAAGGUUUCAGUGCAACUACAGUUUCAAUUAAAUUAUUUUGAAUAUGUUCUUCUAUUGGUUAAUUUAGAGAAGGGGGUUAUACUAGACAUUAAAAGCAGCAAUCAAAAUCAUGUAUUGUUUUAUUAUAUUUUUUAUGCUGCGUUUCUGGGUGGGUUGUCUUACUGAUGUGUUGCAGAUGUGCGUAUAUUGUGUUAAAAAAAUGUGCAUUUGCAAACAUCUAAUUUGAAUAGUCUUUGUUGACAUCUCAUGCUACAAUAAUCGUCUAGUAUACAGUGAAGGAGAUAGCAGAGCGCACAAAAUAUAACACACUCACUCGUGCCCAGGGAACACAUAGCACCUCAAAUCAUGAAUAUGGUGCAACCAUGUGUCAAAAAUAUUGUUACAUUUUUUAUAUACAUGACACCCAGGAUAUUUGCUGCACAUAAAUGUAAUGUAAAUGUACACUAUUUCAUUACAUGUAGGGCUUCUGGCGGAAGAAUUAUAUCAUAUCAAUUAUAAAAUUAAGAAAUGUGGCAACGCUUACUUCUGCAGAUUUUCUAUCAUGCAGAUAGCAUGUGGCUUACUAGUGUCAUUUACUGAUACUACACAAGUAAAUGGUUAAGAUUGUAUCACAAACAACAUAAAAUACAUAACAUUUUGCAGCGUUUUUUUGGAAAAUGUUGUAGUUCAGAGAAAAGGCAGAGAUGCAUCAAUGGGGUUCAUGUAAAAUGAGCUUAAGGGCAGAUUUGUGGUCCUUUGGUCAUUCAUUCAUGAAAUGCAUGUAAUGGCAUUCCUUGUUUUCCCCACUUGGAGGCACACUGGGUCUCCUGUUGUGAGCUGUAAGGCUGUGAUGCCAUGCACCUCCUUCCUCUGCUGAUGACUCAUAGCUGGUGCAGCAGUCUUCCUCAUGAGCCACUAGAUGGUAUCAAAACAGAACAGGAUAUUGUGUGUCCUAUCUAAAUAGCAUGGGAGAUCAAAUUGGUUGUAAUACAUUGCAGAAUAUACACUUCAAUGUGCCUUUGCACGUGUCAGUUUCCCAUAGAUGCAAUGACAGAUAUUACAGAGCAUUUUCAAUGCAUUGAACUAUCUGAUCAUCAACGCAGCAGCCUCGUUAUUUCAUGUAGCCUUUUCAUACAAGAUUGAAUCAACAUUUCUAUUGAUGUUAGACAUUUUCUAUCCCGGCCUAUGAUUAUCACGCUUAGAUAAAACGAGUUCAAUAAAAAGCCCUUUACUCCCACAUGCAGGGAAACAUCAAUGAAAAGGAAGCUCUUUUCCCAUCUGUCUCAUCUCUGAAUGCUUCUCACUGUACAUCUGCACGUGACAGGGGUGUGUUUAUGUGUCUGUCGUGUAUGUGUGAAAUCUCUCAAAGCAGCACUUGACAUGCAAAAACCUGGCAUUCUGUUAAGCAAAGACCAUCCUCUCUUUCCUGAAUAACCAUGAGCUCACGUUUGGAGCACAUUAUGUAACCAGAGUGCUGGUGGAAGGGGAGCUGUCAGGUGACCACCAUGAUAGUUAAAGCCCAGCCCACUCACAACAUGAAUCAAUACUCCAGUUAGGUGCUGUGUUGAUGUAUUUGAUUUGGAUUUCAAAUCUUGACCCAAAUUCAGAGGGUCUUACACAACUGCACCAUUUAAUUCUUUGAUUUAAAUAAAAAAACAAGGUAAUCAUCUUACCGACUAUAAUUAUUGUUUCAUGUAUAGUGAAUCGAGUAAAUCUAAAUGCCAUAAGGUAUUGUUGGCAGGAGCUUUUCUGAACGUUGUUUGACAUCAUUGUCACACAUUAUUACCUCCAUCAAUCAGUGCAUUUUCUAGAUACAGGCUUGUUUUUUGCCUACUGCAAGAAUAGUGAGGGAAGGUCUAACACCUCUACACCUCCAGGAGGAUAGUUCAUCUGUAACCACAGUCAUGUGGGUAUGAGGGACCACAGGAGGUGUAUUUGUGUGUGUGUGUGUGUGUGUGUGUGUGUGUGUGUGUGUGUGUGUGUGUGUGUGUGUGUGUGUGUGUGUGUGUGUGUGUGUGUGUGUGUGUGUGUGUGUGUGUGUGUGUGUGUGUGUGUGUGUGUGUGUGUUGGGGUUUUCACACCCUUUAAAGUAUCUGGUGGUUGGAUGUUGGAGGCAGGUGCGGAAAUUUUGCUGUGGCGUAGCGGGGCGAUGAUAUGUUGCCUGUUGUUGUGUGAGAUCAGUCCAUGGUUGAGAGCGUGUGUGUGUCUGUGUGUGUGUGUGUGUGUGUGUGUGUGUGUGUGUGUGUGUGUGUGUGUGUGUGUGUGUGUGUGUGUGUGUGUGUGUAUACACAGGUUUAGCUCUAUUCCUCUUUCUGUGUUAAUCCCAAUGCUCUGCACAUCUGUGUCUCCCCCACUCACGUGUGCAGGCAGAUGAGCUGCAUGGCUGGAUUCCCAGUACACAUCUCUCUCUCUCUCUCUCUCUCUCUCUCUCUCUCUCUCUCUCUCUCUCUCUCUCUCUCUCUCUUUCUCUCUCCCUUAUUCCUCCCCAUUCACCAUUCACUUGCAGUAUUAUUAUACCCCUCAGUAGCAAAUCAUGGGAAUGUUGUGCCUGCAUUGUAAGGAAAGCUUAUAUUGCACAACAACAUGCUUGCAAAUUCCAUUAUGUGGUCAGUGGUCACCAUUUAAUAUAGCGAGUUUCCUUGAUUGCGUCACCUUGUAAAUACAUGAAAAUGAAAAAGGGGGCAUAAAAAAGGUGUUUCUAAUACAGAAAAAAAAAUAUUACCAUGAUGUAAGAGGAUAACAUGUUCUGCUGUUCUUCUGUAUAAGGAUGCAUCACCACUGUAAUGUACUCAUCAGUCUGAAACAGUUGAGUUUGUACAUCAAAUAGGA